AUGGAUCAAGAUGGCACCGAGACUUCUGACUCAAGCUCGAAGCUAGCUCAGUCUGAUCGGGAAUCUGGGACCUUGCACGAUGAAGCUUCGGCGCACCCGGCUGAUGGACUGGGGCAUGACUCAAAUAAAGAGUUUGUGAGCGGGGGAAAUGCCAGGACAACACAAUUCAACUUGGUAUCCAGCAGUCGACUGCAUCUGCACGAUACAAGGGAUCCUAUGGAAGAAUUUACGAGCCUCACAACCCUUACCGGCGCAGCCAACGGUGUAACUUCACAGACUGUCAUCGCUGGGCCGACGAAGGACCAGAACGGGACCAGUGUCUCCGGUCCUGAUCAAGGGACGACGAAAAGCCACAGUCUCAUCGACAACCCCCCGAACCUUGCACGAAUUCGACAAGUCAUGUUUGAAUGCAAAGAACCGAUUGAAAUUAGCUUGGACGAGUUUGAGACCUAUUGGCCUUUCAUUGACAAUGUUUGGGUCAAGCAAAGGUCAAACUCCAGCAAAGAGGGGCAUUGCACCACGGACUAUUACAUGUGUCGUUUACGACGUCCAACCCAUCGAACCUCAGAGACGCGCCCAUUACCGGAAGGUAAACGCCCUCGAAAAAAAAGAGUCCGCGAAGGCGGCAUGUGCAAUUUCCAAAUCAAGGUUGUUCGUUUUGAAGGCGCAUACUCCACUGUCACGAUUGCCCGAACCCCGGGGAGCAGUCACAUACACUCUCAUAACUUGGAUUAUAUUGAUAAAGUCAAGCGCAACUCGGGGCUCAUGGAGUUUGCGCGAAAAGAGGCAGUUAAGGGUUAUUUGCCCUCGUCUAUUUACACGAAAUUCCAGGAGGAGCCUGAGAAAUUGGCCGAGGCAGGAGGUAAAUUCUGUACAGUCACGGACGUCCGCAAUGUUUCCGCGAAAUGGCGCAUACAGAACCCAGAGGUGAAACUUGUACCGCACGAUGGCUACACCUAUCAAAAGGGUCAUGGGAUCGUGAGAACGCAGGAUACUAGCGACAGCAGCAACCUGGCACCUGCCUCGAAGCAGCCCAAUUUUACUGCCGCCUCCCCUUUACCGUCGGAUACGUUGUCAUUCCCCCAAUUCUCGUUGGAGUUCCUCGACUCUUAUCUUCCAAGGCACGAUGAGAAACGCCAUUUACCGCAUGUCACACUGUCCUAUGCGUCGUCAAUGGACUCAAAGAUAUCACUUCUCCCAGGAAUGCAGACAGUCUUGUCGGGUCCGGAGGCUAAAUUGAUGACACAUUAUCUCAGAUCACGACAUGAUGCGAUUCUUAUUGGGGUUGGAACAGCCCUAGCUGAUAAUCCAGGCUUAAACUGUAGGCUCGAAGGCGCAGGUGGUUUUGGAGGUCUUGGGAGAAUGUGGCAACCACGACCUGUGGUAAUUGAUCCGACAGGACGAUGGCCAGUGCAUCCCGAGUGUCGGAUGCUCCGAACUGCAGUUGAAGGCAAAGGAAAAGCGCCGUGGGUCAUCGUAUCUCCAGGGGCCCAAAUCCACCCUCAAAAGUUGAUGAUGUUGAAGGGCUACGGGGGUGACUUUCUGCGCAUUGUUGAGUACAACCAGAACUGGCGUCUGCGUUGGGAGGCUAUUCUACGUGCGUUGGCAUCUGAAGGAAUCAAAAGUGUCAUGAUCGAGGGUGGUGGCACGGUCUUGAGCGAACUUUUGAACCCGGAAUACGCUGAAUUCAUCGACUCCAUGAUUGUUACUGUUGCUCCUACUUAUCUUGGGCGGGGUGGAGUGGGUGUGAGUCCCGACUCGAAGCGGGAUGAGGAAGGCAAACCGAAUGCCGCUCUCAAUCCUCGAGACGUGAAGUGGAUGCCUUUAGGCCAGAAUGUUAUAAUGUGUGGGAAAAUUCGAGCAUCUACUUCGGUUCCCCCUGGUGGGUAG
Messenger RNA from Aspergillus clavatus NRRL 1, 1890 nucleotides. RefSeq names its product RibD family protein. The transcript has a single exon. The record is from RefSeq and is a predicted model, not a curated record. Lineage: Eukaryota; Fungi; Ascomycota; Eurotiomycetes; Eurotiales; Aspergillaceae. Gene Ontology annotation, biological process: riboflavin biosynthetic process. Bases 1 to 1890 code for a protein of 629 amino acids. Gene Ontology annotation, molecular function: 5-amino-6-(5-phosphoribosylamino)uracil reductase activity.